Mycotypha africana is the source of this 988-nucleotide messenger RNA. RefSeq lists its product as uncharacterized. The record is from RefSeq and is a predicted model, not a curated record. Lineage: Eukaryota; Fungi; Mucoromycota; Mucoromycetes; Mucorales; Mycotyphaceae. Gene Ontology annotation, molecular function: protein binding. The transcript is spliced from 3 exons. Bases 298 to 783 code for a protein of 161 amino acids.
UGACGACAACAUCGCUAUUGUUUUAAGUUUUUCAAUUUGGAAAUCUAAGUGUAGUGCAAAACACAAAACAGGAUGGAUAGAAGCAUUCGUUGUUAUGGCGAGUGCGCCUUUGUGGUUCCUAGAGCUGACUUACUUAUCAAACAGCCGAAGUUUUAUAUCUUGAGUGUUAUAGCUUACGUACUUCUUCAAAAGCUGUGUGACCUGUAAUAUGUAUCUGGUGACAUUCCCAACAGGUUUGCUUUUUGUUCAAGGCUGAAUUUCUUCUCCCUCUUCUUCUCUAUUCACCUUGUUUCGUUUAUGUCAUUUCAACAAGGACAAAAAAGCUCACACCCUGACCUCUUUAAAGCGAUCCAUGACAAUCAAGAAACAAAAUCAUAUACAUCCAGAUUAGUCGCCGAAAAAGACUUCAAGAAUGGUGAAGUUAUUGUUCAAUUGACAGGCGUAACACCGGGUGUUGCAAAGACAUAUACCUCCGUGCAAUUUUCGCCAACGACACAUGUUGAACUUAACAGUGAUUUGGUUUAUUUGAACCAUUCUUGCGACCCUACUACUUAUCUCGACGUCACAGACAAGGCACUUGUUGCUCUCAAAGAUAUAAAAAAAGGAGAUGACCUGACUUUCUUCUAUCCUUCGACUGAAUGGGAAAUGUCACAACCAUUCGACUGCUGGUGCGGUGCAGAGAAGUGUGUAGGAAAAGUGGCAGGCGCAAAAAAUCUCCCUGUAGAUGUAUUGCGUCUGUAUAAAUUAAGUCCUCAUAUCAUUCAACUCAAAAGUGAACAAUGAAUGACUAGAUGUAGAAUGUAUCCUGAUUGACACGGUUGGAAAUAAAGCUUAUGUUGACAGUUUGCCUGUAAUCUAUCUAAAGCGAUGUAUAUUCGAGAUACACUGCUUCUUUUUUUAAAUGAGCUUAUCUAUUUUCAUCGGCUAUCCCGUCUCAUGAGAUUCCUCCUUUCAAGGAUGCCUUACUAUAAUUUAUUGCUCAACACAG